AUGUCUAAACCAUCUAUACCAACUGAAAACUCUCCUGUUGAUCUUACUAAUGAAAAUAUUUCUGCACCUACACCUUCACAAACUAAUAGUACUUCUAUCAUUACUACUUCCAUCUUGCAAAUUAAUGAUGACAUUCUUAAUAUGAAACAACAGAUUAUCAAAUUGAAAAAAAAAAAAAAAGAAUUAAAAAAUGAAUUAAUCGAAACUAAAGAAGAAUUGAAAGCAAAACAUUUGAAAAAAAAAUUUAAACAAUAUAAAUUAAAUGAAUAA
Molecule: messenger RNA, 270 nt
Organism: Cetraspora pellucida
Lineage: Eukaryota; Fungi; Glomeromycota; Glomeromycetes; Diversisporales; Gigasporaceae
Source: the annotation of a GenBank genome assembly